AUGCGGCACGGCGGCAUCUCAACUUCGGAGAGAAACAAGAAGCUUCAGCGGCUUUUCGGAGAUGAGGAUCCGUAUAUUAGGAAACUCAAAUUUGGCGUCGUCGACACGCAGAAGCACCAGCUGAAUCUUCACGACACCAUUCCAUUCGUUACAGUAGCAGACCCGACCCAAACGCAACUCGUGUGCUUCGUAAACACCACCGCACGCGAUGUUGUAGAAGAGCUCACAGCGCUCCGCAAGAAGGACGAUGCAACACGGCAUUCUUUUGCCGUGGCUGUCUUUGAAGAUUCCGACGGAUUCGUGACUAUGGAGCGGCCUCCAACCAUUAACCGCGUGUAA
Cyclospora cayetanensis is the source of this 339-nucleotide messenger RNA. RefSeq lists its product as uncharacterized. The record is from RefSeq and is a predicted model, not a curated record. Bases 1 to 339 code for a protein of 112 amino acids. NCBI's taxonomy places the organism in Eukaryota, Apicomplexa, Conoidasida, Eucoccidiorida, Eimeriidae. The transcript is spliced from 4 exons.